AGCCUACAAUUUUGAAACGCGCGUGCGAUACUUCCUCAGUAUCCUACUUCUCUCCUCACUAUUCUGUUCUAACCUAAGUCCUAAAACCUUCAUCCACUGUGCCUCCAACCUCCAUUCCAGCGCCUCCGGCAGCCUCCAAAACUGCCGCCGACGCCAGACCCAGCCGGCAGCCACCGCCUCACCACCUUCAAAAAUUUUUACUGUUGUACUUGCAAUUUCAUAGCUAUGAAGGAGAUAGAUUACAAUGGCGUGAUUCCUAUUGAGAAGAUAAUCAAGGAAGUGCCUCAAUUGAAAGCAGUGUUGAAGGAGAUGAAGGAAGGUUUAGAUAUUGUUACAAACAAAAUUCAAGCUUUGACAGAGAAGGUGAAGGCAAAGCAAUAUCCAACUGCUGAAGGUGUUAGUUAUCUUGAUGCAAAAAAUUUGCUUCUUAUAAAUUAUUGUCAAUCACUUGUCUAUUACUUACUCCGCAAGGCGAAAGGAAUGUCAAUUGAAGGGCAUCCAGUUGUUCAUAGCCUCGUUGAGAUAAGAUUAUUUCUUGAAAAGAUACGCCCAAUAGAUAAGAAAUGUGGCUAUCGGAUUGAGAGGAUGAUUAAUGCUGCUUCAACUGAUGCCGCAAAAGUAGUUUCGACAGAAAAUGUGGUUGAGGCUACUCAGAAGUCAGAGGAUCUGAUAAAAUACCGUCCUAAUCCAGAUAUGCUUGUUCCUAAAGCUGGUAUGGAUGAAGAUGAUCAUGGUGGUAUCUAUCGGCCUCCCAAAAUUGCUCCUACUACUAUGGAGGAAGGUAAGAAGACCAAAAAAGAGAGAGAUGCUGAGAGGAAAGGAAAGAAUGCUCUACGCAAGGUCAAACAAAAUGAAUUUUUGAAAAGUCUGGUGAAUGAUCUAGAGGGUAGACCUGAAGAGGUAAGAGAAACAUUUGGAGCUGAAAGUAGGGAACAUUCCAAAUUCCUUGCACAGUGGGAGAAACGUGAACAACAAGAAGAGGAACUUUUUAAUCGUGCUCCCAUCACGAAGGCAGAAAAAAAGCGGAUAAAGCAGUUAGAGAAAUCCAAUGGGUUACUUGGCUUGACCGAUGAUUUCUUUGAUGAGAUUAAUGCAUUACCACUGGGAGAUGAUGCUGAUGAUGAAAAGAGAGUUGGCUUUGGCAGUGCCAACAACAAGGAAAGGAAACAUAAGAAGCGUAAGAGAAAAUAUUGAAGGAUGUUUUUUGCCUUGAAGAGUCGAGACUGAUGCUGCGUGGUACAGAAUGAAAAUUGUUUGGUAUUUCUUCCUUUUCGACUGUCAAAAGAACAUCAGCUUCAACGUUUUCUGCUUUUGAAGAUGUCGAGCGUCUUGAAGCAAAUGCCACCAAUGAAGCAAAGCUUUAGGUAUAGACUUCCCUCAUUGGUUAUUAGUCACGGACUCACAGUGGAGGUUAUAGUCGUAGUAAAACGCUUAAUGAAGAAACAAGUGAUACUCGGGCAAAUUUAUCUCUAAAACUUCUGGUUCAGUGAAGAAACAUGAUAUUGGUUAAAUUUUUGUAUACUUGUCUUUCUCUUCUUUUUACAUUUCUAGAUCUUAAAUGAAUAUCAUGAUCAUAUUCUUACAUACCUUGUGCUACCAAGUUUAAAAAUGUCUUUUGGGCCCUUGGUAUGGAAGGUCGUCACUUGUGUUUCUUUUACUACUAUUCUCUGUCUCUUAUUUUGCACCAGUUGUAAAAUUGAUGAAAUUGAAGGUUGAUUUGAAUAUUAAAAUGAGAAUGGGUAGAGUUGCAAAGGUUUUUAGAAAUUAAAA
Amaranthus tricolor (Joseph's coat) is the source of this 1770-nucleotide messenger RNA. RefSeq lists its product as uncharacterized. The coding region runs from base 226 to 1194 and encodes 322 amino acids. The record is from RefSeq and is a predicted model, not a curated record. The transcript is spliced from 9 exons. Gene Ontology annotation, cellular component: nucleolus; small-subunit processome. Gene Ontology annotation, biological process: maturation of SSU-rRNA from tricistronic rRNA transcript (SSU-rRNA, 5.8S rRNA, LSU-rRNA). NCBI's taxonomy places the organism in Eukaryota, Viridiplantae, Streptophyta, Magnoliopsida, Caryophyllales, Amaranthaceae.